Molecule: messenger RNA, 2501 nt
Organism: Nicotiana tabacum (common tobacco)
Lineage: Eukaryota; Viridiplantae; Streptophyta; Magnoliopsida; Solanales; Solanaceae
Source: RefSeq, a predicted model, not a curated record
AAACGUCCUGGCUCCCCAAAGCAGCACGAGAGGUUAAAUGCAAAACCUCCACUUCCAGAUAAUGGGGUAUCACAAUUUCGGAAAGGGGCAUACCACCAGUCACUUGAUUUUGUGCAGUCACUGUGCGAUACUUCCUAUGGAUUAGUAGACGUGUUCCCAGUUGAGGAUCGCAAAAGUGCUCUUUGUGAGUCUCUAGCGGAGAUCAAUGCACAUCUAGCUGAUGCUCAAAACAGUGGAGGAGUGUGCUUUCCAAUGGGAAAGGGAAUGUAUCGUGUUCUUCACAUACCUGAAGAUGAAGCUGUUCUCUUGAAUUCAAGAGAAAAAGCUCCUUAUUUGAUAUGCGUUGAAGUUUUAAAAUGUGAAAGCCCCAAUACAAAAGACACAUCCAAUCCUCAAAAGCUCUCAAAGGGAGGGAUCCCUCUGGCAAAUGGAGAUGUUCUAUUGCCAAAACCUCCUCCUUGGGCUUACCCUCUGUGGACAGGACAAGAUAUGUACCACAAUGGUUUUGACAGGAUGUCAAUGUCUGCAUCUCAGGCCAUAGACCAAGCAAUGACUCAAUUAUGGGAUGCCAAAGUGAAAUUUGUGCGAGUGAAUUUUUCGGUGGAGAAGCAAUCAGAGUCUGCAAUAGAUCAUUGCAGCCUUGGUUCUGCUUCAGAAAGUUGUAGUCAAUGUAGAGAGGUCCCAUCUCUUCCAUUGAAGUCAGAUGCUUUUGAUCCAGAAUGGGUACGGGUUAUCUUGACUGUAGAUCCUGGUGUUAGGAUGGAGGAUAUAGUGGACCAAGAUCCACCAAGAAAGAAAGAGCAUCGAAGGGUUCCCAGUACAGUAGCUAUCGAGGAAGUCAAGUUAGCUGCAUUAAAAGGAGAAGCACCUCCUGGACUCCCUUUGAAAGGGGCUGGUCAGGAUUCAUCUGAUGCGCAACCAAAGGUCACAAAUGGUGGUCUUCCCAAGGUUAGUGAUGCACUUUCUGGAGAACUCUGGGAAGUCAAGAAGGAAAGAAUACGCAAAUGCUCCGUUUAUGGGAAAGUACCUGGCUGGGACUUGAGAUCUUUCAUUGUCAAGAGUGGUGAUGACUGCAGACAGGAGCAUCUUGCUGUACAACUUAUCUCCCACUUCUACGAUAUCUUCCAGGAAGCUGGUCUGCCGCUUUGGUUGCGUCCUUAUGAAGUCUUAGUUACAUCCUCUUACACUGCACUAAUUGAAACAAUUCCAGAUACGGCCUCAAUUCAUUCUAUUAAAAGUAGAUUUCCUGACAUCACAAGUCUACAUGACUUUUAUGUUGCCAAGUAUCAGGAGAAUUCUCCAACUUUUAAGCUCGCCCAGAGAAAUUUUGUCGAAAGCAUGGCUGGGUAUUCUCUGGUUUGCUACCUUUUGCAGAUAAAGGAUCGACACAACGGAAAUCUUCUAUUGGAUGAAGAAGGACAUAUCAUACACAUCGACUUUGGUUUCAUGCUAUCUAAUUCACCUGGUGGCGUAAAUUUCGAAAGUGCACCAUUUAAAUUAACCCGCGAACUCCUUGAGAUCAUGGAUUCUGAUGCUGAAGGAGUUCCAAGCGAGUUCUUUGAUUAUUUCAAAGUUCUAUGCAUCCAAGGGUUUCUCACAUGUCGGAAGCACGCAGAGCGUAUAAUUCUUCUUGUUGAGAUGCUACAGGAUUCUGGUUAUCCUUGUUUCAAGGGUGGUCCCCGAACAAUUCAGAACCUAAGAAAGAGAUUUCAUCUUAGUUUAACAGAAGAGCAAUGUGUUUCCUUGGUACUUUCUUUGAUUAGCAGUAGCUUGGAUGCAUGGCGUACUCGCCAAUAUGAUUAUUAUCAGAGGGUCUUAAAUGGGAUAUUAUGAGGUCAAAUUGAGUUAUCCACCACGAAAGGUGACGAUAUGUGUGAAGAGAGAGUAUCACUAACUUGUUUGCUAAGAGGUGCUUGGUUGGGAAAGAGCAAUUCUCUGAUGCAGUCGGAAAUUAAAGGAUUGCUGUCUUGCCAUUUGCCUCUCUUCUGAGGAAUUUGUAAUUGUACCUCCGGAUGUUGUAUGAAAUGUACCACAUGCAAGCUCUCCAAGAGUUUUAAUUUCUAGUUUCACUCAAUUUUCAAGAUUAUUGGACAAAGGCAAGGGUGUCUCAAGAAUCGAGAUUUUGUCAAGUAUACCCAUCUGUGGGUACAUACUGUACAGAGCUGUGUACGAGAUGCGACAGAGGUGGCUAGCUGACAGAACGCCGGAUAAAGCUGUUGGGAUUGUUUGAAUUUCAUGAGUUUGCUGAUAGGUUGUGGUGCAGCAUGAAAUUUGGUUUGUACAAUAGCUUCUUUGCUUUCGAUUUUGGUUUUCAUUCUUUUUUUCUUUUUCUUUUGGCAAAAAGCAUUACCUAGAUAGCAGCAUAGGGAAAUCGCAGCCUCUGCUAUUUCUUGAUUUUCAGUCUUUGAUUCUUUCUGUGAAGCAGCAGAGUUGUAUUGUAUCAUAUCUUUUGUUGACCACAGCUCUUCAUAGUGAAAUUUAUAACCCCUUUUGUGUUUACA